AACAAGAGACAUGAGAGCAUUUCAGGUGUGUGGGUGUUUGUCAGCUGUCAUGAGGGCUGUUCUCCUCACUGAGUUUCUGCUGAUGGGUGUGAGAGGAGAUGGAGAAGAUUCUGAAGAAAAACUAGAAAUAAAGUACGUUUUGAUAGGAGCUGGGAUCGGCCUGUUCUUAGCUGCUGUAUUCAUUAUCAUCAAGAUCUGCAUCAUCAGGAAACAAGUGCGUGAUAACACCAUAGAUUUUAAUACAGACAGUACUGCAAAGAGAGCCAGAGAGCCUCACAUGCUCACUUUGAGCAACUUCAGCCAAUCAGAGAAUCCCAUGGCGACAGAGUCCACUGACAUGCAGUGUUAAAGGUCAGGCAGGGGGAUCUACAGGACAAUGUGAACCCUACAGAAGUGGCAUCUGGGUGACAGGUCAUGCAGGGGGCCUCUCGUCUCCUCACUUUUUAGUUGCACAAACUUCAGUGUAAAACUGUUUUACCUCUUGUACUUGUUCCUCAAUAACAUGUAUCAUUAUGCUUUUUAUAAUGUACAUCUGAAGAGAAUUGUGUUUUUCUAUGACCGUGUAGAGUUUGAAUAUAAAUUUCCAGUCAUUUAAGAACCUGAAUAUGUAGAUUUAUGUGCUUUUUGUUUUGCUCUUUUCUUGAAAAACCCAGCUGCUCUACUGACACACUUACUGCACAGAGAUUAUUCACUACAAUCAGCAGAAAGCUUCAGGACUAACAAACAUUUCAUACAUUUUCCACAAGGUGGCAACAUUUACCUUAAAGACAGAGGAACCAGAGAAGCAUUUAUAAUGAUUCUUUGUACUUUAAUUACUUGUAUUCAGAACUUAAACAUCUAUCACUGAUUGACAGUUAAUCACAUGUGGAUAAUGACAAUGAUCGUUUCCUUUAAGUAAGCAACUUCUCAAGUACCAUUCACUGGUCAUGAAAACAUUCUGCAGCUUCACUCUGACAAUGUGCAUUUCAUGGAUACGUACGGUACAAAUUAAUGUAAGUAUCUAUCUAUCUAUCUAUCUAAAAAGUGCAUAGGAGAAUGCAAACCCAAAAACUUUUUCUGUUCCUCAACUGUCAUCCAAGUUUUGGAAGACAUCUGUACAUCCGAUGAUCAACUUAAAACAAAGGACAACCUAUCCAUCAAAUUUGUGCACACUUUUUGUUAACUUUUUAAGCUGCAUUGCUAACAUGCUAAUUUUGCUAUUGGAACUGAAACAAACUUCAUUUCCAAAACAGUUCAUUCUGAAGAUGGGACAUGAGAUCUAACAUCUAUAAAUGAAUCUGAGUGCUCUGCCAAGUGUCUUUGACUGCCUCCUCCAGACCAGAGAUGGAUAAAGAAGAACCAAUAAAAAAACGUCUUUACUGCUGGAAGUGGGAUUUGCUCGGCGUCAAUCUCCUCCCUCCCCUCCAUCCUGCACAGGAAAUUACAUUUCCCACUCCCUCGCCAGAACCAGAGGAGGGAAAAAGAGAAGAAGAAGAGGAGGAGGAGGAGGAAACCUGGGGCUUCUUUUCUUCAGAGGCAUUUAACUGAGAGUUUAUGGAGGCUCACGGCCGUGGAAAAUGAAGAUCUCCUCUGUGGUCUUCGCUCUCCUGACUCGAGCACUGUUUGGAGAUUUGUGUUUGGCCAUCAACGUCACCAUCACCCCAUCCCCCUUCACCGUGGCCCAGGAGGGUCAAAAUAUCACUCUCUCCUGUGUUGUGUCCCAACGGCGCCGAAAUACAGCUUUACCAGUGGUGAAAUGGACCUUCCUACCAGCGGGCACAGACCGGCUGGAGGACGAGCUCCUAAUUGCCCGCGUCAACAUGAGGAAGGCCCGUUUCUAUGGCAACUACACUAAGAGCUUCCCGUGGCCCAAACUGAAGCUGACAGUGGUAAAGCAGGGGAAGAUCUUUGACCUACUCAUCUUGAAUGUCUCAGAGGGGGACCGGGGGCUCUACAUGUGCCGAGUGCAGGAGUUUAAAAAGCACCAGGACCGCUGGAAGGCCUCAUCCAACUCCACUGCUGCUACUGAGCUCAGAGUGCAUGUCCUACCGGCCACCAAGGCCAAAGAAAGCCUGUGGAGCUUGUUUGAAGAUGUGUACCUGUGUGCAGUGCUGAUCUGCUCAGUGGGCCUGUUGUGCAUGUGCAUGUUCACGGUGACGGUAACCUGCCAGUACAUACAGAAGAAGCAGAGAUUAAAAGAUAAUUACCACCUUGUUAAAAGCCCUCAGAACAGCUCAGGAGAGACAGUUACCAGUGUGGUUAGUGUGUCUCCUGCACUGCCUCAGAAGGAGAGGAGGUACAGGAAGAAAAGGAGCAGAGACUAUCAAGAUGAGAUACCACCAGAGAUACCAGCCAAAGCUCCCAUUGGAGACAAAACAAGGAAACCCAAACUUUUAAAACCACAGCCAAGGAAAGUUGUGUUGCCAAGGAUAGUGGAGGAGAAUCUGACCUACGCAGAGUUGGAUCUGGUGAAACCAAUUCCAGAAACCAAGGCAUCACGUAGCGGCACUGUGUACGCUCAGAUACUGUUCGGAGAGCAGCAGCUAUGAAAGAAACACAAACACACACACACAUACCACUAGUAACUGUGUCUAAUGUAAAAAGGGUUGUCUAUUUAUAGUCUGUAUUGUUUUGUAUUCAGAUGGUUUGUGAAGGACAAAAUGUGUAACGUCUCAAAAUUAUAACAAAAUUGUAGAUAUAAUUUUAUAUGAACUUUGAUAUAACUUUCUUUUAUGUGAGACCAAGGUGCAAAAGGGAAACGUUUUAUAUACUGGUGGUAUUUUUCUUUUUUGCACACGUUUGUAUCCUGUGUAGCUCAAACUGGGAACACAACAGAAGACUACAGUGCUGAUUUACAUCAGAUUUAUCCAUCAUCACAGUCAAAAGGGAGACUCAAGAUUUGAAUUUACAAGGCUAAUCUGAGCCUGUCUGAUUAUAUCUAACAUGCUUUAGUCAAUAUUUGCAAUGUGAUGUCAGCAGAUUAUUAGCUUAGCUUAGCAUAAAGAGUGGAAGUGUUGCGCUUCAUAUAAUGAUAUAGCAACAUACUGGUUCCUGUGAUAUCCUCUUUCGCAUUUCUUUAACACACACUUAAACAGUGAAUUGUGGGAAACCCCAUCGAGAGUAAGCAGAUUUAUGAACAAGAGACUAAAUAAAUUAGAGACAUCCAUUGUUAUGAAUGUGAACCACUGCAUUUUCAAAUGUGAUUUACUUCUAGUGUGUUCCCAGCAUUAUCUGCCUCACAACAUCUGUGUUCAGUCUGUCUGUUUUUGUGUGUCAGGCUGCAGUUUAUAAUGACCACAACUCCACAGAGUUGAUAUUAAAGUAGCGAUUAGCCCCCCGACCUCCCCCUCACAGGCAAGUAUGUGAGACCAUGCGAGCCCUUUCAUCUGGUGCCAACAUCAACUUAACAGGCUGUUAGUGACACACACAUAUGUAUACAUACAUGCAAGGGUGGAGUUGCAUUUAGGCUCAACACUCACUCCUCUAGGAUCACACACAAAGGCACAUACUGCAAAUCCAAAAAGCUGCAAACAAUUGUGACACCUGAUCCACAAACAGGGACAAACUAAGACCUGUGUUUGGGCUAUUACACAUUUAUGUAAGUCACAGUUUACGUAAAAUUUUAAGGUGAUUUUGUUGCUUGAGAUGAGAUAAGAGCCAGAGGCCAUAUCGGCUGUAAUCCAACAUACCUUUGCUACGGUCUCCUUGCUUUCUCACUUUCCAUGAAUCUUAGCGUGAAAGUGCUUAGGACUCUUUUUCCAUUUAAUGAUCCUCUGGAUUCAGGCAUGGAAAAAGCAAAGGAGAGUUUUUUAAACAGUGAACUUGAAACCCAGACACAAAGGCACCGGAUCCCUCCCUUCCCCCAAGACUUCCACUAUCUUAUGUGGAGCUACCCAUGCAGAUGGAGCCCUACCAGUGAAGAAGUCGCACUUUCUUCAGCAUUCUUGCCUAAGUCCCUCUGAAAUCCACCUUCAAGUGGUGUUUUGCCCUGUUUUCAGUUGUCAAACAUCAGCUAAACUUGCAAAUAAUGUGGUAGUUUGAGAGCGUAUAUAGUCACUCGAGUAAAAUAAUUUGACUCCUAUGUAGAACAUUUAAGAAUGAACUUAUAUGUGGUAUUUGCUUCAGAGUUACUUAACCAAUUUCUAAGAAAGUAGGUAUCAACUAUGGUUAUCUAGCUCACAGCUAAUCUGCACAUAAAAUUCAGUGGAUCUGUCUUUUGGUUCCGUCUCCUGUCACCAAAAAGACAGAUUAUCCUUGUCUUUUUGAUAUAGAGAUGUAUGAUUGUAGCCUCAAUCAGUCGUUGUAGCACAAAGGCUGACGAACAAUACAGCUGCCUGUCACUUGAAGAAGCCCAACAAAUGCAAUACAGGACAAAGUUUUCCAUCUGCCACUGCAAAUUUAUAACAAAAUCCUACAGCAAGCUUGCAGCUUUUGCCUUGGACAUUUUUCCUUCCCCUCACUGUGUAUAUCAUAUGCCACUGUUGACCUCUGCAUCUGUUAGCAUUCCAAUUUUCCAUUGUUGUCCUCUUCUGUUCAUUUCAGUUGCACAGUGUGCAUUAUCCCUAUAUAAAAUGACUGAAAGUGACCUUUCAGUGGUGGGUAGGAGUGUCUUAAAAAUGCCCUUAAACUGUGAAAUGUAAAGUUUCUUCCAGACCACACUGUCCUUAAUGGGAGUCCUCUAACUAGAACCAUGUGUGAAUGGUGCCUCUGCUCUCUUGUUCUCUCUGUUCCUCUCUCUCUCUCUCUCUCUCUCUCUCUCUCUCUCUCUCUCUCUCUCUGCCUACCACUGACCUCUGCAUUCAUCAACAUUCCCGCUUUUCUGCGCUUGUUCAUUUUGUACAUUUCAGUAAGUGAAAUAAAUAUGCUGUAAAAGUGGAUGUAAGCAGCAUGCUGCCAGAAAGCUGUUCCUAGCCAUGCUAGCCGCGUGGUUCUUUGGAUGAAAAUAUUCCAUUGCUGUGGUCCAGGCUGAAAUAUUGUGUGUAUAUAUAUUACAGUAACAUAGCUGGGCUCCUACUUGUCCUAUGCCCUGUUAACUCCAUGAAAGAAGUAUGGUCCUAGUUCAACCACUAAACAUAUCUGACUGAUAUAUAUAUCAUAUUUGCACUCAGGGCCCGUAACCCAACAGCAGAAGAUCCUACAAAACUGUGAUCCUCAAGCUUCCACAUGCUAUUAAUAUGUACUGAUUGUUAGGAGGAUCUAUGCUGUGAUUCAGCUCAGAUCUCCCAGUCCUAGUUGGUUUUCUCCUCCAUGUUGGCAUAAAAAGUAGACGUGAGAGGGGUGCAUCUAGGAGCCUGGAUGGGUGUCAGCUAGUCUUGUGGCAGGGGAGGCGCAGUAAUGAGAGAGGGGGAGAUUUAAAUGUUGGGUUUAGUUUACUCGCAGCCUCCAAAUUAUUUUCGAAAGGAAAAGAGAGGGGAAAGCUCCCUGUGUGCGUAAGACAAAAACGAACCCCAGAGAUUUUACAAAACUGUCUCACCCACAAAGAAAACACAGGUCAGUAGGUAACUUGAUUUUGGGGGAAGUGGUACAAAAGCAACAAAUUAUAAUAAGUAAAGUAAAUAGAAUUCUGAUUGUUGGGUGGGAUUGUUUAAAAGGAAAGAGGUGAAAGGAGGAAAAGAUGGUUUAAAAGGAGAAAUUCCCCCUUUGUGUGGGGAAAAGAAAGGCAGAUAGACUCUUUGGUGUGGGAUGAAUUGAUGCUAGUUGCUUGUCUGAGCACAAAGCAGCAGACUUUGCAGACGCUUCCUCAAAAAGAAACAACUGAUGUCACCAGCAAAACAGCCAAACAAAACCUAUUGUUAGAGCUGAAAUCCUUGUGUGUGUGUGUGUGUGUGUGCAUGCCAUCAUGUCAGUCCAUAGAAAAUACAAUGCAUAGUAAACACACAGUCUACAACCAUCAUAUCCUGUGAGGUUACAGUAAUGCAUAGCUACGCUGGCCUCAGGGCAAAAAAGAACAUAAUGAAAGACUUCAGCAAGUGGAAAUCACAGGAAGUAGGAAUUAGAGUAAAGCACCAAACUGGAUGUCCCAUAAGCAACUUGUAUCCACUGUCCACUGUUGAACGGUCAGUCCAUGUCGGGGGACUGACCUUGUCCUCUGUGAUUCCUUCUGUAAGUACACAGCAGAGCUCUAAGGUCAUGUCUUGACCCGGGUCCAUUGGGGCAGUGCCUGCAGGCCCUCAGAAAACACAGUCAAGUGCACUGUGGGACUGUUGUUGAGAAACAAACUGCAGACUCAAAAGAAGAGCUCGACUGGCCUGUGCAGCUAUUUACUCAAGUUAACCUGUGUUUCUCACUGUCCAGUGUGUCCAGUGAGGUUAAAAACACAUACUGUGUUGGUCCGGUCAUAAAUUUGGAGGAGACUGCUUGUGUUUUUCCACGUUCCUGGAGGAUGACGAGGAAAGAAAACAUCAGGAAGGCUUUUUCUCCUCGUUCUGUUCCUGCAUGGUAACAAAUAAAGUAGCUCUGAAAAUGGGGAGGGAGGCAGGCUUACUCCUUUUUACUCCUAAAAAUAUAAUUUUUAAAGCUGGCAUCUGUCUCUAGAAAAUCAGAGUUGAUUAUGUCAUUUGGAGUUUCUGAUGUUAAAGAAAAAAGAACUGGCAGAAGUUGUAAUGCAAGUGAGAUGCAUAAGAAAAAAAAAACAUAAUAGCUCAUCACAGCUUGUUGGAAACUCCAACAGCCUGGCUCUUGUUUUGAAUCCAGCAGCUUUUUUAUCUUCGUCUCACGCUUUGGAUGUGUUUGACAGACGUGCAGUAACCGAUGGGGCAUUUCAUUACAGGAUUUAUUAGUCUGCAGCAAGCAUGACUGUCAUCUCUCAGUGCUAUGAUUCACUCUGCUGCUCAGUGGAACUGUGGGCCGAGCAGAGCUAAUGAGAAACAGCCAGUCUCGGGCUCACCGGCUGGCUGCCUGUCACCCCUCUGAGCUCCCCAGAAGGAUGAUCUCAUACUACAAUGGCUUUCAGGGUUGUUAACAGCCAGUGAGGAGAGAGUGGUGGGGGUGCAAAGAUGUCAGUGAUAAAGCCAGUGAAGUCAGAAAGAGGUUUCCCCCUGACUAUGGAGUUUAAACUGUGACCUGUGGCUGUAAUUCAAUGUGGAUUGUAUUUUUCAUAAAACUGAGUAUCUGUAUAUUAAUGGAAUUUAAAGAGUAAAGUGAAAGGUGUCACCUGUGGAAACAAAUCUGUGGAGGAAUCCCCUCAGUUCUGGACAGCCAGCUUUUCAGUGCCUUUUAGCUUGUUGUUCUGGUUUUUAGGAGUAAGUCUCUGGGAUUCUGAUCCACUUUCACUGCUCUCAUAGUGUGGAGGCAGCAGGAAUGAAACUGCAAACAGAAGAAAUUAGCAAGUAGUUAGAGAACAUGGUGGAGCAUUUACCUACUCAACACCCAGAUAUUUACUUCAGGAGUUGGUGGAGAGCAAAAUAACUAUAAAAGACAUUGACAGCUCCAUGUUUCCUCAAUAUGGAAAUAAACAACUGUUUUGCCGUCUUUUUGAGGUUAUAAUAUGUCAAACAUGUGGUUUACAGAUACUGUGCUGCUCCCAAGUGGCCGAAAAUCUAUUCUAUUAAUUCAGGUCAAUCUAAGAAAGAAAGAAAGAAAGGCCGACGAGCAACUGAAACUUUGAUAUUGUGACUGUACUGAGCUGUACAUGACAGCUCAGACUGCUGACAGACUUGAUAUACUGCUGAACUGAAGACAGUCAGAAUGAACACGGGAUGUUGCAGACAAGAGAACAGUGAUGCAUUCACUGGCUCUUGUGUGCACUGAAGUGAAAUUAAUUAAAACCAUAACAUCUGCAUAGUCAGUGACUACAGUCUUUAAAUUGAACUGAACAACAGGCAAGUUAGUGGAAAUGAUUGGAAAUGAUUGAAGCCUCAUACCCAAUGACUGAUGACUUUAUGGCUUCUGAUUUAGGCUCUGAAACAGCCAGACGUUUCUGUGUAAACAGCGCCAAUAAAACAAAUCCCGAUCCAGUCAACACAUUCAUCAGCUACCACACGACUGACUUACUCAGAAACACUUUCUCAAACGCUAAGUGAGUUUUUCAUCAGAUCCCUGUUCCCCAAGUGAGACGUGGAUAAAAAGGAAAGGAGUUCUUUGAACUUCCAGCCCCGAAGCAAAAACAACACAACAGUCACAUAGUUAGACGAAAGGAAAAGCCACAUCCAUUCAAAGCUUAGAUAAACACAUGAAUGCCUCUGCCCCCGUGGUGCCAGCUUUCCUAAACAUGUCCAACAAGCUAUUACUCAUCUCUGCACAAAAGCAGCUUUGGCCUUGUUUUGAAUUAGAAGGCCUAAACAGUAGUGCAUAAAGAAGACAAAGUAUGCAGAAGCACGCUGGAAAGGAAGGAAUCACAAAGUCCCUGUAACAAAUCCUGGAGCCUGAACUCAGCGCUGUGGUUCAUCCCAUUUAUCUGAUCCUGAGAGGGAUAAAGACACUUCCUUCUGCCUGGAUUUAUGUGUUGCUUUUCAUGCUGUCUGCAUCCUGUAAAGGAUGACUGAGCAACAAUUCAUACAGUUACACUUAUUUAGUGUCCUCUGUAGCUCAUGGAACUGUUUCCCUGUGCUGAUCACAGACUGGUCUUGUGCAGCAGUUUUAAAGGGAAGUGAAAACAUGAAAACAUGAAGUGAAAACAUGCCACCACAACAAAACUGAAUAGCAUUCAGUGACGAUUUGCCACCAUGCAUGCAAUGUGACCAUUCUGUUCUUUUUGUGGUUUGGACAGAAAUAAGCAUUUCUGGUCAGUGUGGUGGUUUCUGUCCAGUAUCAGUUUAUUUCCAAACUUCAAAUCAAGUGUCUGGCUCAGGGGGAUUUAGUGGAUGUUAAGAAGUGAAUUGAAUUUCUGGUUUGUUUUCCCCAACUAGAAACUUAUAGAUGACUGUUCUCCAGUUAAGUUAUUUCAAUCCAUUGCAGGUAACAGAAACAAUAAUUUGUUAUAUAUGAAGUGACGAUGUUAAACCUGACAAACACCAUCAGCCUUUCCAGCUAAAUGUUUCCAACCUUGGUCAGUGUGCUAUGUUUAGUUUUUAACCAUGUUAUUGAAUCAUAUAAAAACCAUUUAGGGCAUUUAAGGCUUUUACCAAAGCUUAGUUAUAUCAUGAACUGGGAAAAGUGAACAAGUUCAACUCACAAGUCUGAGCAGGAAACUUUAGAGACAUUUAUUAUGAAUGUAUUAGUAAUAAUAUGAACUGAAACAAGACUCAUGGAUGAUGUGUUUAUGUGUGAAACCAUGCUGGUGACCAACAGGCAGAUGUUUGAAAAUGCUGUCUAGCAGCUGAGAAAGACGACAGGAAGGAAGGAAGGAAGGAAAUGAAUAACUGAAACAGGAAAUCCUUGCUGUUAAGUUAGUAAAUUGAAAUACCGGGAUGUAGACACAUGACAUCAGUGCCGGGGUUGUCCUUAUUAUUAGUAUUUCUAUAUAUCUUUGAUUAUCUGCUGCUGUUUCUGUCCCUGUAUGUUUGAUUCUCUCUUUGAUAAACUGAAGACAUACAUUUAAUAUAAUACAGUAAUAUUAAAUGUAUGUCACACACUAUAAAGUAGAUGUAAGCAGUUAUAUAUGGACAUUGUUGUGUGUUUAAAAACACAAAUUCCUUUGUUUUCCUUUAGAAGGAGACCAACAUUUAUACAUUUUUAUAUCAUGUAAUUUAUUAAACAAUUGGAUGAAUGAUGGACCAAACAUAUUUUUUAAAUGGUUCAUUUCUUUUAGCAAAAAAAAAUUAGUAACAUGAAUGAACAUUGGGUAACAUGAAAGUGUGUGUGUGUGUGUGUGUGUGUGUGUGUGUGUGUGUGUGUGU
This is a messenger RNA of Toxotes jaculatrix (banded archerfish), 9755 nucleotides long. RefSeq names its product V-set and transmembrane domain containing 4b (gene vstm4b). The record is from RefSeq and is a predicted model, not a curated record. Lineage: Eukaryota; Metazoa; Chordata; Actinopteri; Toxotidae. The coding region runs from base 1557 to 2528 and encodes 323 amino acids. The transcript has 15 exons.